Molecule: messenger RNA, 2370 nt
Organism: Nematostella vectensis (starlet sea anemone)
Lineage: Eukaryota; Metazoa; Cnidaria; Anthozoa; Actiniaria; Edwardsiidae
Product: sodium-dependent glucose transporter 1A
Exons: 3
Coding region: 1-1899 (632 amino acids)
Source: RefSeq, a predicted model, not a curated record
AUGUCUCCGUGGAUUAGCUAUUACAUUUCUAGACAACCUUUCACCUCGAAACAUAACCCACUGUUGCAAAUCUUUCAUUUCGGACGCAGCUCUCUAAACCAGCAACAAACAUCGUGUUUAUCGUCGGUUAUUCUCUAUUUAAAGAGAAUGGAACUGAGCGAAGACGAGAACACCGCCACUGAGCGAAACAUUGCCGAAAUUCUGCGAGAUUGGGACGACGAAGAAGAUGAUUUAGUGGAAUUCAUUCAAACCGCCCCGUCAGAAAAGGGCCAACGUAGAAAUGCAGGAAACGGGUCGUCAUUCAGAGAUGUUCUUAUCCACGAAGACGGCCACACGAGUGUUCAUCGACCAAGAGAAAAAUCAACCUUAAUGGGGUCUGCUGCCUACGUGAAAUACAGCCGUCGGCUAAAAACAGCUGCUCUCUUCCUUGCUUUCUUCGCCGUGGGUAUGGGGCUUGCCCUAUAUGGACCCACCCUUCUAGACCUCAAGCUUUACACAAGCUCCACCUUAACACACAUGUCAGCUGUGUUUGCCACCCGGGCCCUGGGAUACCUCCUAGGCGGCCUAAGUGGGAACUGGCUCUUUGAUCGGUACGAUCUGCACCUGGUGAUGGGUGCAUCAGCAUUGAGUGGGGCUCUAGGUGUGGUCAUCUUUCCUAUCGUGGACUCCGCGACUGCACUGGCAAUCAUGGGGUUUGUUGUUGCUGUUGCACUUGGAGCUCUGUAUGAAGGAGGAAAAGAGCUUGUGUAUCUUUUGUGGCCGAACAAGACAACGCAGUACACGCAAUACCUUCACUUCAUAUUCGCCCUUGGUGCAUUCUUCGCUCCUGUGUUGGCCAAACCCCUCUUACUGCCAGACCCCUCACACACUUCGAUUUCUAUCAACGUCACAGCGAUCCCAAAUACUUCCGGCAACGGGAUCUUAGCCGUGCUUGGGGGCGAAACCCUUGUGCCUAGCUACUCGCCAGCCUGGUUUAUAUCGGGUGACGUAAACGUGGACGUGGAUGGUAUUGUACCCAUCACCUGGGUGUAUUGGGUCAAUGCUGUGCUCCUUGGUAUUUCAGGCUCUGUGUUUCUCAUCUUUGCGUUUAUGAAAACAUGUAAAGAGCCGUAUGUCAAGAGACCUGAGCGCCUGUUGGUCGCGAGCGUGCAGCACGGUCGCAUCUACGAAGUCGUAAUACUUACUCUGUUUUUAAUUCUCUUACUUGUUUAUGUCGGCCUGUGUACUGUCUUUAGCGGUUUCGUGUUCACCUUCGCCGUCUAUACCCACAUGACGCGAGCAGCUGCUGCCAUGGUAACGGCUGGAUAUUGGGGGAGCUUUGCGGCCAUGCGGUUACUCUACAUCCCUGUAUUAACCUACGUCAAACCUCCCCGGAUGUUGCUAUGCGAUUUUAUUGGCUGCGCCUUGGCGGGAACAAUUUUGGUUUCGCAGUCUAGCGAAGGCUGUGACCACUCAUCGAGUCCGAAGAUUUGGGCGGGUACAAUUAUUCUGGGGUUGUCCACUGCUUCAAUAUUCCCGGCCACAAUGGCCUGGGUCGAGUUCUUCUUGGACAUAUCACAAGGACGAGCCGCUACCAUCUUACUGCUUGGCGCUUGCGCGGGAGAGAUGUUGUUACCGCUGACUGUUGGCAGUGCGAUAAGAAGUGUGGGACCGUGCACGCUUAUGUAUAGUGUGAUCGUUGUAAGUUUUCUUGGAAUUUUGAACUUUUUAGCGAUCCUGAUGUUCGCGCGGCACUACCGAUCGUUGGGUUUCCCUGGGGUCGAGUUUCAUCGGAAUCGAGAGGAGCCCCCAUGUCCACCCCCCACAGGUCAAGGUGACGAGGUUCUCAAGCUCCUGGAGCAGAAUAACGAGAUCUUCUCUAAUGGCGACUACCACGAUGAGCUACGUGAUGCUACUUAAAGGACAAUCUGGAUGGAGUAUAGACCUUCAAAUUGUUUUGCCUACGACAUAAGCCCUUAAGGUACACGUUGAUACUUGAUGGUACAAUGGCAUUACUAAAAACUACUACGCGCGUGCCAGGAGAAAUGGAGACGAAUAAGCUCAGCUUCGUGUUUUCUUUUCCCCUUCACCACCCGGGCACUCCUUCAACGCUGUUUCUUAAAUACAUUUGUGUAAAAACGUUGUAGGACUAUGCAAGAAGGGGUUGGCCUAGAAAUGAUUGGCCUUGAACUUGAUAUUUCCAUUUUACUUGAAAAAAAAAAAAACAUUCGGGAUGAUUAGUAAGGCUAAGUUCAAACAUCGUAUUGUAUAAUCCAAACAACAUGCACAGCAAUGUUUGUAAAGCUUUCUUAUAAGAUUCAUUGAGUGUAUAAGAUGCGUUUAAUGUUUGGUUUACAGCAUUAGUAUAAUAAAAAGGCUGGUUGCCUAAAA